This is a messenger RNA of Selaginella moellendorffii, 2854 nucleotides long. RefSeq lists its product as uncharacterized. The record is from RefSeq and is a predicted model, not a curated record. The coding region runs from base 156 to 2750 and encodes 864 amino acids. The transcript is spliced from 25 exons. NCBI's taxonomy places the organism in Eukaryota, Viridiplantae, Streptophyta, Lycopodiopsida, Selaginellales, Selaginellaceae. Gene Ontology annotation, molecular function: oxidoreductase activity; methyltransferase activity.
UUUUCUGUCAUAGGAGCAUCGCCAGGCAGUUUCUAAGUGUCGGGAUGCUCUCGUUGGUUUUUAUGAUGACCAGUGAGCAGCAGCUCGAAAUCCGCAAGAAGUGCUCGUAGCGGGAAGCUCUGACAUUGAGAACAGGGCAAGGAGGGGCGAAAAGGAUGAAGAGAAUUGCAGUCAUUGGAGCUGGUGUUUCCGGGCUUGUAGCGGCCUACACUCUGUGCAAAGCCGGAUGUCAUGAGGUUGUCCUCUACGAAAAGGAGAACUACUUUGGAGGUCACGCACGCACGGAGGAUGCGAAUGGGAUUGCUGUGGACCUCGGCUUCAUGGUUUUCAAUCAAGUGACUUAUCCCAACAUGGUUUCUCUGUUUGACGAACUGGGAGUGGACAUGGAAACCUCCGACAUGUCAUUCUCUGUGAGCCUCGAUGGGGGUAAAGGCUGCGAGUGGGGAAGCACCGGACUGGCAGCAGUCUUUGCACAGAAAUCCAACCUUGUCAACCCGUACUUCCUGAGAAUGAUUCGGGAAAUUGUCAAGUUCCAGGACGACGUUCUCAACUAUCUAAAUAAGCUGGAACAGGGGGACGACGCUGUUGAUCCCAAUCAGACUCUUGGCUCCUUCCUUCAACUUCAUGGCUACUCUGAAAAAUUCCGAGACUGCUAUCUGAUUCCCGUGUGUGCUUCAAUUUGGUCUUGUUCUUCUGAGCAAGUCUUGGGCUUCUCUGCGGCCAGCAUUCUCACCUUUUGCAGAAAUCAUCACCUCCUUCAGAUAUUUGGAAGGCCCCAGUGGUUAACUGUCAAGGACCGAUCAAUUAAGUACGUGGAAAAGAUUGUCGCAGAGCUAACGAAAAUGGGCUGCGAAUUGCGGUUGGGAUGUGCUGUCUCCAGAAUAUCAAGCACCGAAGGAGGUGUCAAACUGAUAUUGGAGAGCGGAGAAAAAGUCGUGUACGACACUUGUCUGGUUGCCGCUCAUGCUCCGGAUGCUCUCACUUUGCUAGGAGAAACUGCAACUUUUGACGAGCGACGACUUCUUGGCGCAUUUCAAUACAGCUACAGCGACAUCUACCUGCAUAGAGAUCGAGCUUUAAUGCCUAAAAGUACCGCUGCAUGGAGUGCGUGGAAUUUUUUAGGAAGCGUGCAAGGGCGUGUCUGCGUCACGUACUGGUUGAAUCUUCUUCAGAACCUCGGUGAUACAGAAGGCAAACCGUAUUUAGUUACUCUCAAUCCUCCAAGGCCUCCCAAGAAUUUGAUUUCCAAGUGGCGAACAGGACAUCCCGUGCCAUCUCCCGGUGCAGCCACGGCACUUAAGGAACUGGACACAAUACAAGGCGCAAGAAAAAUCUGGUUUGCAGGCGCUUAUCAAGGCUAUGGUUUUCACGAGGACGGACUAAAGGCAGGCAUGGCUGCGGCUAAUUCAUUAUUAGGAGCGAAGUACCAGGCUUUAUCGAACGUAAAGCAGUUGAAUUUUACGUGGUGCCAAAGUCAAGCAAGAAGAGAAGUGACAAAGUUUCUUCAGAAGUACAUUGUUUUCGGCAAGCUUCAAUUUAUUGAAGCCGGUGGAACGAUUCUAGACUUCGUCGGGAAGGAUUGCGACUUGACAAGCAAGUUGAGGAUUCACCAUCCAGAUUUUUACUGGAAGAUCGCAACGAGAUCUGACUUAGGACUCGCAGAAGCUUACAUGGAUGGAGAUUUUACAUGCAUAGAUUCGCAAAAUGGAUUGCUCAACCUACUGCUCAUAAUAAUCAAGAAUAGAGACUGGAUGCUGAAAUCUCUCAAGGAUGAAAAGAGAGGCUGGUGGACUCCUCCUAUUUUAACAGCAGCGUUUGGUUCCGCUGUCGCUUACCUUAAGCAUAAGCUUCGAAACAACUCUAUUGUGAAUGCUCGGAAAAACAUUUCCGAGCACUACGACUUGAGCAAUGAGAUGUUCAGUCUCUUCUUAGACGAGACUAUGACAUACUCUUGCGCUAUAUUCAAGGGACCGGAGGAGCCGCUUAAGGAUGCGCAGCUGAGGAAGAUCCACCAUCUGAUCGAUAAGGCCAGGAUCGAUAACAGCCACGAAGUUCUUGAGAUUGGCUUUGGAUGGGGAAGCAUGGCUGUAGAAGUUGUGCGUAGAACGGGAUGCAAGUACACGGGAAUAAGCUUGUCUGAAGAACAGCUUGCUUUUGCUAAGCAACUUGUUACGCAAGAACGCUUGGAGGACAAGAUCACGCUGAAGCUAUGCGACUAUCGUUGCCUUGAAGGAUGCAAGAAAUACAACAGGAUCAUUUCAUGUGAAAUGAUGGAAGCAGUCGGGCCUGAAUACUACGACGAGUUCUUCGCAAAGUGUGACUACUUGCUUGCUGAGGAUGGUCUCGCUGUUAUUCAGGUGAUCACCGUCCCCGAAGAAAGAUACGACGAGCUCAGGAGGAGCUCAGAGUUCAUCAAAGAGUACAUUUUCCCCGGCGGUUCUUUACCUUGCUUGGCAGCACUGACUGCAGCGAUGUUCCGUGCAUCUUCGCUAUGUGUGGAGCAUCUGGAGAACAUUGGCCUGCACUACUACCAGACUCUAAUGUGCUGGCGAAGAAACUUCAACUCCAAAACAAGUGAAAUAGCCAAGCUCGGCUUUAGUGAGAGCUUCAUGCGCAAAUGGGACUACUACUUUAUUUACUGCGCAGCAGGAUUUCUGACGUGCACUCUAGGAAACUUACAGAUUGUUUUCUCCCGCUCUGGGAACGCGGCAGCGUUGGGAAACCCUUACAGGAGCUUCCCUACGGCAUAGGUGACGAAAAAAAACAGAGAGACAUCUUAUAAAAUAUACCUUGUAAUAAAAGCAUAUUCAUAGGAUAUGCGAAGAAGGAUAUCCAUUGGAUUCCCAUUUUGAAA